Molecule: messenger RNA, 522 nt
Organism: Diaporthe amygdali
Lineage: Eukaryota; Fungi; Ascomycota; Sordariomycetes; Diaporthales; Diaporthaceae
Product: e3 ubiquitin ligase complex scf subunit scon-3
Exons: 1
Coding region: 1-522 (173 amino acids)
Biological process (GO): SCF-dependent proteasomal ubiquitin-dependent protein catabolic process; mitotic cell cycle
Cellular component (GO): cytoplasm; nucleus
Molecular function (GO): cullin family protein binding
Source: RefSeq, a predicted model, not a curated record
AUGUCCGGCGAGAAGGAUGCCACCCGCGAAAACGUCCGACUCCAGCUUAAGUGCAACGAUGGCGGUAUCGUUCCGGUCGACCUGCCCGUCGCUGAACGCUCCAUCCUCCUCAAGAACCUGAUUGAGGAUCUGGGCCUCGAGGCGGCUACCACCCAGCCCGUGCCUCUUCCCAACGUCACUCAGCCCGUCCUCGAGAAGAUUGUCGAGUGGUGCAACCACCACCGCAACGACCCCCUCCCCACUCAGGACGAUGACAGCGAGUCCCGCAAGAAGACCACCGAGAUCGAUGAGUGGGACCAGAAGUACAUGCAGGUCGACCAAGAGAUGCUCUUCGAGAUCAUCCUUGCUGCCAACUACAUGGACAUCAAGGCGCUCCUUGAUGUCGGGUGCAAGACGGUCGCCAACAUGAUCAAGGGCAAGUCUCCCGAGGAGAUCCGUAAGACUUUCAACAUCACCAACGACUUCACGCCCGAGGAGGAGGAGCAGAUCCGCCGGGAGAACGAGUGGGCCGAAGACCGUUAA